Messenger RNA from Melitaea cinxia (Glanville fritillary), 1010 nucleotides. RefSeq lists its product as uncharacterized. The record is from RefSeq and is a predicted model, not a curated record. The coding region runs from base 9 to 875 and encodes 288 amino acids. NCBI's taxonomy places the organism in Eukaryota, Metazoa, Arthropoda, Insecta, Lepidoptera, Nymphalidae. Gene Ontology annotation, molecular function: zinc ion binding; nucleic acid binding. The transcript has a single exon.
AACCGUCAAUGCACAUUUUACCAUUCAAACAAAUCAAUCAAUUGCCAGAAACCUCGAAAAGCAAAUUAUUUGUAAUAGGUUUAUUAAUAACAUUAUUAUUUAUUAACGUAGUAGCAGAACCAGUAAUAAUGAAGACAGGCCCGUUAUAUGGCAUCUUAGCAAACUCAAAAACGCGUAUGCGUUGUGUUUUUUGUGGAGUUUACAUUCCAAAGGCCAACAAAUGUAUCGAAGAACAUACGAAUGGUACAAAACAUAAAGAAAACAUAGACCAAAUGGCUGAAAAUGGAAUGAUUUACAACAACGAACAAUUAUAUUGCAAGCCUUGCAAUGUGAAUCUCUCUGAAGAGGACUCUGUUGCCUCUCAUAUCGAAAGUGACGAUCAUGCCAAUUGGAUGGCAGCCGUCGACAAUUUAAUAGAGGGCGAAUUCAUCAACGUCGAUUCUUAUUUAGCAAGCGAAAGUGAAGACGUAUAUUGCGAAGUUUGCAAUUGCAACAUUAAUUGCUCCCUCCAAAACAUAGAGACUCAUGUUAACGACAUUUUACAUCGAAGCAACGUCGCUGAAAAACUGAAACCGUUAAAUGGAAUAUUCCGCGUGGAUAAUGACGAUGAAUUAUGGUGCAAGCUUUGUGAUGAAUAUAUAGAGAAUACUUCCAUAAGUGUUUUGGAACACAUUGAUGACUCACCAGAGCACAUGGAAUGGUUUAUUCAUAUUGAAGACCUGAUCGACGGCCAGGAGGUAUCUAUUCAAGACUUCCUUAAAAAUGAGCACGAGAAAAACGCAUUCUGUAACAAAUGUCAGGUAGAAAUAAUUUGUAAUGCUCGUAGUAUUGAAGACCACGUCCAUAGUGAAGCACAUUUAAAUCAGUUUAGUUAAUGUUUUUUUUUUACCAUAACUAGCUAAUUUGAUUGAAAUUAAAAACAACAAAUAAUAUUUGUUUCUUAUUAUUUUGAAUAACUUAAUGAAGAAAAUAUGAAAAUAUUGUAAUAAACGUAAUAGAUUUUUAUGUUA